Pelodiscus sinensis (Chinese soft-shelled turtle) is the source of this 1038-nucleotide messenger RNA. Lineage: Eukaryota; Metazoa; Chordata; Testudines; Trionychidae. The record is from RefSeq and is a predicted model, not a curated record.
AUGAAGCGUGAUGAAGUGGCAGGGGAUUGGUUGGUCCCGGAGCCUCUCUCUGACCCCUCCCCCUCCCCGGCCCCCCAGGUCUCCUACGCCCGGCCCAGCUCGGCCUCCAUCCGCGACGCCAACCUGUACGUGAGCGGCCUGCCCAAGAGCAUGAGCCAGAAGGAGAUGGAGCAGCUCUUCUCCCAGUACGGGCGCAUCAUCACCUCCCGCAUCCUCGUCCUCUCUCUGACCCCCCCCUCCCCGGCCCCCCAGGUCUCCUACGCCCGGCCCAGCUCGGCCUCCAUCCGCGACGCCAACCUGUACGUGAGCGGCCUGCCCAAGAGCAUGAGCCAGAAGGAGAUGGAGCAGCUCUUCUCCCAGUACGGGCGCAUCAUCACCUCCCGCAUCCUCGUCGACCAGAUCGCAGGCGUCUCCCGAGGGGUGGGCUUCAUCCGCUUUGACAAGAGGAUAGAGGCGGAGGAGGCCAUCAAGGGGCUGAACGGGCAGAAGCCGCUGGGCGCCAGCGAGCCCAUCACUGUCAAGUUCGCCAACAACCCCAGCCAGAAGACGGGCCAGGCGCUGCUCACCCACCUGUACCAGACCACGGCGCGGCGCUACACGGGCCCGCUGCACCACCAGACCCAGCGCUUCAGGUGAGACGCCGCCGGCCCCUGGGCCCACCAGAGCGAGCCCCUUGCUUGGCCACGCCCUCUUCCGGGGAGCCCCGCCCCUUUCUGGCCAUGGCCCCACCCUUCUACUGCUAGCUCCUCCUCCUUGGCCCUGGCCCUGCCCCCUUUUCCUAUUAGCUCUUUGCAACCCUUUUUGCCCCACCCCUUCCUCCUUUACUAUUAGCACCUUUCCCAGCCCCUCCCAUUUCUCUAGUAGUCCCGCCUCCUGUGCACCUGACCCCGCCCCUUGGUCUAUUCACUGUCCCUUUUUGCCAUUGGCCCCGCCCAGCUGCACACACACUACUCCUGGGGGCCCAAGGAAGAGCUCCAGGUCUUGUGCUCUCCCCCGCCCGGGGCUGGGACUGGUCGGGGGACCCAGCCGGGGCGCUAA